This is a messenger RNA of Tribolium castaneum (red flour beetle), 918 nucleotides long. RefSeq lists its product as uncharacterized. The coding region runs from base 143 to 754 and encodes 203 amino acids. The record is from RefSeq and is a predicted model, not a curated record. The transcript is spliced from 2 exons. Lineage: Eukaryota; Metazoa; Arthropoda; Insecta; Coleoptera; Tenebrionidae.
AUUUCGGAGUACUUGAUAUGGUCCGCUCCAUACGCUCCGCUGAUUAGAAACUCGCUUGCAAAGUCCCGUUUGACAGGAGCGCAAUAAUGUGACAGGAAUAAUCGCAAGACGUUUUCGACAAAAAUAAACAAUUAAGACAAGAAUGGGUGUUUCCCGAGUGAUACAAACGCAUUUAUUGAUUGUUGUGUGUUGUGUUUUUGUGGUGUCGGGAGAUGUACGCCCUGCAAAGCAAACUUCACCAGCUGUCUCUCCAGUGGCCUCCGAAGGGGGCCCCAUUGCGCUUCCCAACGAGACUUAUAUGGGUCGCGAGCACAUGAUAAGGGUGAAGCCCCAUAAUGUCACACCGGAGUUUGUUGUGGGUCAGAAGAGUGAUAACAAGACCAGUGUACCUAAGAAGGGGGUUGGGUUGCCAGACCCGAAGGUUGAAGUCAAAGCGAGUUCGUCGACGACUACCACCACGACCACGACCACGACGACAACUACCACGAUACCCCCUAAACCCACGCUGACAAUUGGGGAGGAUGAUGAGCCCCCGAAUGCGAGCCCCAAACUGACCAAACUGAAUGGUAUUACCAUAGAGUCAGUCAAGAAGCAUAAAAAAACUGACUAUGUGGUGCCUAUUGUUGUUGUAAUACUCUCAGUUCCUUUGGUAGCUAUUAUUUUUUCGGUUUUGUACAAACGCGGCUCGGACUGGUGGCAACAUAGACAUUAUAGAAGAAUGGACUUUCUCAUUAACGGGAUGUACGAUAAUUAAUUCGGUUCUCCAAAGAUUUGACUGUGCUUGCUAUUAUCCCUUUUAUCUUAAUCCUAGCUGUAAAUACCUACUGUGCCUUACAAAUGCAAUAAUUUUGUGAUAUUCCCAGAUAAUAAUCUGUUGAUUCUGUGUAUUUUUGUACGAUAAUAAAGGUGUGAAUAGAG